Colletotrichum gloeosporioides is the source of this 477-nucleotide messenger RNA. RefSeq lists its product as uncharacterized. The record is from RefSeq and is a predicted model, not a curated record. The transcript is spliced from 4 exons. Lineage: Eukaryota; Fungi; Ascomycota; Sordariomycetes; Glomerellales; Glomerellaceae. The coding region runs from base 1 to 477 and encodes 158 amino acids.
AUGAGAAAGGCCACUGGAUUCAGCAGCAUCAUCUUCGUUCACGGACCGAUUAGCGAUUUCCACCAUGAGGACUUCCAAGCAAGCCAGCGGAAUAUAAGGAUGUUCUUCUAUAAUUACGAUUCAUACUGUAAGAAAGAUGCUGUGCGAUUGCGGCUGAUGACCCCAAGGAAUGAGAUUCUCGAGGAUAUCCAUAGGAAAGUCAUUGUUUCUGAGACGUACCAAGGUAGAUAUCUCAUCUUUGUAGCGCAUAGCCACGGUGGACUCGUAGUCAAACUGGCAUUCAUUCAAGCCAAGAUAAGCCAGAGAUCCCUCCAGAUCGUGGAUCGCACGAAAAUAAUCCUUUUUCUAGGCACAACGCAUCAAGGGACGAGUAUAGGAACAUGGGGCUGGAUACUCGCACAGGCUCUGAGGCCGCUUGGCUCGAAUCCAUUGAUUCUAGCGGAUUCAGGCUACGAUGGGUUUCCGUUGCAAGACUAG